Echinococcus granulosus is the source of this 285-nucleotide messenger RNA. RefSeq lists its product as hypothetical. NCBI's taxonomy places the organism in Eukaryota, Metazoa, Platyhelminthes, Cestoda, Cyclophyllidea, Taeniidae. Bases 1 to 285 code for a protein of 94 amino acids. The record is from RefSeq and is a predicted model, not a curated record. The transcript has 2 exons.
AUGGUUGUCUGCUCUUAUGUGACGUUGAGUGUGAAGACGAAUCCAUGUCCCGAACGGAGGGCCUUCCGUGGAGUUUACCCUGCGUCCUUCGCGAGCAGGCCUCACUGCUUUGUGCAGUUACCCUCGCAGUAUCAACUCGCCGGGCAUGUGUUUGAGGGCUCAUGUGCAAUUGCGCAUGCGUGCUCGCUUACUGCCUUUCCGCAUGUGGUGACACUGAGUGUCACUGCUUCGACAGCCAACCAUGCGUUUGCGGCUAUCUGGGAUCAAUCCCGCUCCAGAGCCUAA